Molecule: messenger RNA, 2591 nt
Organism: Mercurialis annua (annual mercury)
Lineage: Eukaryota; Viridiplantae; Streptophyta; Magnoliopsida; Malpighiales; Euphorbiaceae
Product: serine/threonine-protein phosphatase 7 long form homolog
Exons: 7
Coding region: 175-2199 (674 amino acids)
Biological process (GO): meristem development; meristem maintenance
Source: RefSeq, a predicted model, not a curated record
ACCAACAACAAAAAAAAUUAUUCACACUUUACAAUAGAAUUAAAUGUAAUUACACUAGUACCCAUUUCUUUUCAACAAUGGCAUUCUGCUGGUGUCAGCGCGUCAGUUACUCCGAGAAGAAAACAGUUGGAGCAAAAGGCCUUCAUCGACCAACAGCCUAAAGCUAAAGCCCAUAUGUUUCUUUGUGACAUCAUAUCAUUUUGCACUUGCUUAUGGAUUAUGGCUGCCCCCCAUGACUACUACUCUCCUGGACCACAUGUGCCCGAUGUUCUGCAUAUGCAGGACGAUCACAGAUCCUCGGUUAUUUGGGAUAACCAGGACGACAACAUUGCCUUGGGGUCGCGUUCGAGCGCCGGAUUAUCCGCUUUUGACACGAUAGAUCAUCGCAUCCGGGCCGGCAUCAUACAGACGGGCCUUUCUGGUUUCAUCGAAAUGCGGCAGCUUCCGGUGGACAUGUCCCUGGUGACUGCCCUUGUUGAGAGGUGGAGGCCAGAGACGCAUACAUUUAUGUUUCCAGAGGGGGAGUGUACGAUCACGUUGCAGGACGUGGCCAUCUUGACGGGGCUCCCCAUAGAUGGGUUGGCAGUGACCGGACCUCGUAUAGUUGAUUGGAACACUAUAGCUGUUCCCCUUUUAGGCAGAGCGCUUCAGGCUAGCCAUUCACCAGGUUCAUCGUGGGUCGGCACUGGGUGGUUAUAUGCCGAGUUCGCUCAGUUUCUGUAUUUGCCGGAGCAUGCUACUGAGGUGGAGAUUGGGUGGGCUGUCCGAGCUUACCUUUGGGCUGCUCUACAGGGUUUGUGCUUCACGGAUUUGAACAGUGGCCACUUAGGCUUGAGGAUUCUACCGCAGCUGGCAGAUUUAGGGGGUUUACGCGACAUCAGUUGGGGAUCGGCGGUUCUAGCCCACCUAUACCACGAGUUGUGCAUCGCUUCCAUGACAUCCCAACACAGAAUUAACAUUGGGGGCGCCACGUGGAUUCUGCAGCUCUGGGCAUUCGAGCGUCUGACACCAUUGCGUCCUCGUUUGAUCGACGCUCAUAUUGCACCACAUUUACCUUUGGGUGACAGAUGGGCGGGCCCUAGGGAUCGUCGGAGGGUCCCUAGACACGAUUUGCGUAGCAUCAGAGUACUACUGGAUGGUCUGCGUUACGAGGAUAUCGAGUGGCAGCCAUACUCUGACGUUAUUGUCAGAUCCAUCCCUCAGCAGUACUUGGCGGGGGCACGCCUUUGGCGUGCGCGAGUGCCACUGAUUUACUAUCAUAUUGUCGAGUGGCACCAGUCGGAUAGGGUGCUUCAGCAGUUUGGAUUAAUUCAGCCUAUUCCUUUGCCAGCCAUGCAGGAUCAUCGCCUUCACAACAUCCGCUAUCGGGGAUGCAACAACUUUUUAGAGCUACUCCUAUAUUAUGUCAUGAUUUGGAACAACAGGGAGUCAUUUGUCGUUGAGGGUCACCAGCUACAGCGUCCACCACACUACCAUUCACAGUACAUGGAGUGGUAUCGGAGCCGUAGUCGGAGAUGGAUUACCCAUCAGGGUGCAGAGACCGGUUCUAGUCGUGAUACGAUGGAGAUGAUUCGCUUGCAGGCAGAGGCGGGUUCCAGGAUUAGGACUGCUGCACGUAGUUUGCAGUUGGCUAGCAGAGAGGAGCGGAGGGACGUCACAUUGCCCGCACCCGAACCAACAGUCCCGCCAUUCAUACUACCUGACAUCCCUCCCGCUACGAUUGAUUUGGAUGCCAUCCAAGGACGCCGUAGACAGCGACCUAGAGCUCGCGAGCAACCCCGUCCACGGCCAGCGGACCCUAUCCCGCCACCGGUCUACUUUCACGUGGAUGUCGCUGAGACCUGGGAUAGACAUCGGGAGUACUACAGGCCCACACAGUAUUGCGGGACAACCUCUGAGGCUCCAUCGCAGUCUCUGUCGCCCCAGACUUCACCAUCACAAGGGCCCCGGGCUUCAUCGUUUCAGGUGUCACCAACGUCUAUGCCGUUUUUUAACUCGUCUUAUGGAAAAAUGGCAUAUACGACUCCCCUAGCCACGCCGCCGCACUUUAGCCAGCCUACAUCACCAACUCAGUCAGAUCAGUAUCAGCGUCCACCGCCACCGACAUUUCCGGCGCAAUCUGAUCAAUAUUACUAUCCCUCGUCGCCUCGGUUCGAUCAGCCGUCGACAUCACAUGAACGACCCUCUUCUUCCCCAUAGGAUCAGGAUCUGCAUUUCUCUGUUACAGAGCAUUGGUUGUACAGUCCAGACCCUACCUGUAAGGCGUUUGACAUGUUUCAGUCGCGGGCUUUUGGUAUCGCACCUCCGUCCUUUGCACUCCUCCCAGAAAACUCCUCACAGGAUAUGCCUGGUACUGCACCAGCUCUAUUUGUCGACCAGCCAGACCAUGAUGAGGCUUGAGGGCCCUACAUAUGGCAGAUAGUAUCGCACAAUGACUGAGAGCAUGUACAAGCGACAACAGAACCAGAGUUACAAUAUGAGGCUGCAAAUGCGGAGGACCAGACGCUAUCAGGAUUAGUUGUAUUGUAUUUCAUAUUUUUUUGUUGUACAAUAUUUUAAUUAAUGAAAAAAAUUACAAUUAUUUUUUAUUA